Molecule: messenger RNA, 863 nt
Organism: Dromiciops gliroides (monito del monte)
Lineage: Eukaryota; Metazoa; Chordata; Mammalia; Microbiotheria; Microbiotheriidae
Product: platelet glycoprotein VI-like
Exons: 5
Coding region: 29-769 (246 amino acids)
Source: RefSeq, a predicted model, not a curated record
CGGGGAGCUGGGACCUGCUGUGGCUCCCAUGUGCUCCCUGGCCGCCUGGUUCUGGACCAUGAUGCCUCGGCUGCCGGCCCUGCUCUGCCUCGGCUUGUACCUGAGCCAGAUCAGGGCGCAGAAUGAAACACUGCCCAUGCCCCAGAUCAUCUUCGAGACCGGCGGCGUGAUCCCCGUGGGGAUGCCAGUGUCCAUCCGUUGCCGGGGCCCCCCCGAGGCCCAGCUGUUCCUCCUCCAGAAAGAGGAGGACUUGGACUUUAUGGAAGGUCAGCACCCCGUCUGGAACGAGGUUCUCUUCUCCUUCCCCAAGAUGAAGCACACCAUGGCCGGCAUCUACAGCUGCGUGUACCAGACCCGGACCGCCUGGUCCCCGCCCAGCGAGAGCAUGAACCUGGCUGUGGCCGGUGUGCUCCCCAAACCCUUCCUGUCAGUCAAGCCGGGCACCAAGGUGGCCCCAGGCAGGGCCGUGUCCUUUAAGUGCUGGUCAGAGAAUUCGCUGGACCGGCUGAUCGUGUACCAGGAUAAAGGGUUCAUCCCACCCAUGUAUCGGCUGGCCCCGGACUCGGAGAUAGAGCUCAUGUUCCCCAGGGUCAGCGCCAAACACGGGGGCGUCUACUCCUGCAUCGGCUUUGUCAGCUCAGAGCCCCUCAUGUGGUCCGUGCCCAGCGACCCCCUGGUGCUCACCGUCUCCCAAUCCCAGGAUUACACUGUGGGGAGCAACAUCCUGGUGGCCCUGGGUACUCUGCUGUCCCAGGCAUGGAUCAGCUGAGAGAGAUCCAGAGGAGGAACGAGAUCCCCCCACCCCGAGCGUCCUACCCUCCAGUGCAAGCACAGACAAUAAACCAGCCAGCAGGUCAAUGUCA